Messenger RNA from Manihot esculenta (cassava), 3227 nucleotides. Its product is annotated as DNA-binding protein SMUBP-2. Gene Ontology annotation, molecular function: 5'-3' DNA helicase activity. Lineage: Eukaryota; Viridiplantae; Streptophyta; Magnoliopsida; Malpighiales; Euphorbiaceae. The transcript is spliced from 7 exons. The coding region runs from base 28 to 2973 and encodes 981 amino acids. The record is from RefSeq and is a predicted model, not a curated record.
AGAGGAAGGUGAUUGGUUCCAAGUGAGAUGGAAGCAAGCUUGGUGUUGAAGCAGAUACCAAGCUGCUUGAGUCUUCCUUGGCUUCCCCGUCAAUUACCCACUUCCAAAAUUUUCUCUUUCUCUUCCUCGUUCAAGUCCCACUUGCUGUUUCUCAAUCCCAAAUGCUUGUCUCCCUCUACAUCUCAGAUUGAUCACCAAUUUAUUUGGAAUAGCAGCAAUGAGGCAACCAAGCCCAGAACUACCAGCAAGAAGAAAAAAUUCAAUAACAAGAAAAAUAUUGGCGUCCCCAUAUCAAAUACCAACAAAUCUACUGCUGCUAGUAGAAAUCCUGACGUUGGAAAGGUUGUAGUCCCAGAAGAGCGUGAGAAGAAGGUCAAGAUGAAGGUAAAUGUUCGAGCUUUGAAUCAGAACGGGGAUCCUCUGGGGCGGAGGGAUCUUGGGAAGAGCGUAGUGAAAUGGAUUAGCCAAGGAAUGAGAGCAAUGGCCACGGAUUUUGCUUCCGCCGAGACGCAGGGGGAGUUCUCGGAGCUUAGGCAGAGGAUGGGGCUGGAGGCCGGCUUGACUUUUGUGAUUCAGGCGCAGCCUUAUAUUAAUGCUGUUCCUAUUCCUUUGGGUUUAGAAGCCCUUUGUUUAAAGGCCUGUACUCACUAUCCCACUCUGUUUGAUCACUUCCAGAGGGAGUUGCGUGAUGUUCUUCAAGAGCUUCAGCGUAAAGGGUUGAUCCAAAAUUGGCAACAGACUGAGUCUUGGAAGUUGCUCAAGGAGCUCGCCAAUUCAGUUCAGCAUAGAGCAGUGGCAAGGAAAGUGUCGCAAGCAAGGCCUUUGCAGGGAGUUUUGGGGAUGGACUUGGAGAAGGCUAAAGCAAUACAGGGAAGGAUUGACGAGUUUACCAAGAAAAUGUCAGAAUUACUCCGUAUUGAAAGGGAUGCUGAAUUGGAAUUCACUCAGGAGGAGUUGAAUGCUGUUCCUACACGCGAUGAAAGUUCUGAUGCAUCUAAACCGAUUGAGUUCUUGGUUAGCCAUGGCCAGGCUCAGCAAGAGCUCUGUGACACAAUCUGCAACUUGUAUGCAGAUAGUACAUCUACAGGAUUGGGAGGAAUGCACCUAGUAGUGUUCAGGGUUGAAGGAAAUCACCGACUGCCUCCUACUACCCUUUCACCUGGAGAUAUGGUUUGUGUGAGGAUUUGUGAUAGCAGGGGUGCAGGUGCAACCUCUUGCAUUCAGGGUUUUGUGAACAACCUUGGGGAGGAUGGCUGUAGCAUCAGUGUUGCUUUAGAAUCUCGUCAUGGUGAUCCCACCUUUUCUAAGCUUUUCGGCAAAAGUGUUCGUAUUGAUCGUAUCUAUGGAUUAGCAGAUGCACUUACAUAUGAGCGUAAUUGUGAGGCCCUGAUGCUGCUUCAGAAGAAUGGUCUGCAGAAGAAAAAUCCCUCAAUUGCUGUUGUGGCUACAUUAUUUGGCGACAAGCGGGAUGUUACAUGGUUGGAGGAGAAUCAUUUGGCAGACUGGCAUGAAGCAGAUAUGGAUGGAUCUCUUGAAAGUACAAUGUUUGAUGAUUCACAGCAGAAGGCCAUUGCCAGGGGAUUGAACAAGAAGCGACCAUUAUUGAUAAUCCAAGGGCCUCCUGGUACUGGAAAGUCAGGUUUGCUCAAGGAAAUUAUUGUACGUGCUGUCCACCAAGGUGAAAGGGUGCUUGUGACUGCACCUACAAAUGCAGCUGUUGACAAUAUGGUUGAAAAGCUUUCAAAUAUAGGGUUAGACAUUGUGCGGGUUGGUAAUCCAGCACGUAUUUCUUCAACUGUAGCAUCAAAGUCAUUGAGUGAAAUAGUGAAUUCUAAGCUUGCAACUUUUCGGAUGGAGUUUGAAAGGAAAAAAUCUGAUCUGAGAAAGGACCUGAGGCAUUGUUUAAAGGAUGAUUCUUUAGCUGCUGGUAUUCGUCAGCUUUUAAAACAGCUUGGGAAGACACUGAAGAAGAAGGAGAAGGAGACUAUGAAGGAGGUGCUAUCAAGUGCACAGGUAGUGCUUGCAACCAACACUGGAGCUGCUGAACCACUUAUUCGAAGGCUGGAUACUUUCGACCUGGUUGUUAUAGAUGAAGCAGGGCAGGCAAUAGAACCCUCUUGCUGGAUCCCAAUAUUGCAGGGUAGACGCUGUAUUCUUGCUGGGGAUCAAUGCCAGCUUGCUCCUGUUAUUCUAUCAAGAAAAGCCUUGGAGGGUGGCCUUGGUGUAUCUCUACUUGAAAGAGCUGCGACUCUGCAUGAAGGGGUCCUUGCGACCAAGUUAACGACACAAUAUCGUAUGAAUGAUGCAAUAGCCAGUUGGGCCUCCAAGGAGAUGUAUGGUGGAUUGUUGAAGUCUUCUUCAAAAGUUGCUUCGCAUCUUCUUGUGGAUUCUGCAUUUGUUAAGCCUACGUGGAUAACUCAAUGCCCCCUGCUGUUACUUGACACAAGAAUGACAUAUGGAAGUUUGUCAGUAGGUUGCGAAGAGCAUUUAGACCCAGCUGGAACGGGUUCAUUUUAUAAUGAGGGGGAAGCUGAAAUUGUUGUGGAACAUGUAUUUUCCUUAAUUUAUUCAGGUGUUAGACCAACAAGUAUUGCUGUUCAAUCACCUUAUGUUGCUCAAGUACAACUCUUGAGGGAAAGGCUGGAUGAACUUCCAGAGGCGGCUGGCAUUGAGGUUGCAACCAUUGAUAGCUUCCAGGGUCGGGAGGCUGAUGCAGUAAUCAUAUCAAUGGUCCGUUCAAACACCUUAGGAGCUGUUGGAUUCCUCGGGGACAGCAGGCGAAUGAAUGUUGCCAUCACAAGAGCACGAAAACAUGUAGCAGUCGUCUGUGAUAGCUCAACAAUAUGCCACAACACUUUCCUGGCCAGGCUCUUGCGCCACAUCCGCUAUUUUGGUAGGGUGAAGCAUGCUGAGCCUGGUAGUUUUGGGGGAUCUGGACUUGGUAUGGAUCCAAUGUUACCAUCAAUUAGUUGAGUACAUAUCACACAUUUGAUUUGGAUUUGGUAUGCUCCAACUGGAAAUUGAUUUGGAGGAGAACUUAACACAGAUGCUUGGUUUCUUUCCUAUCCAGAAUCUGCUUUUGAAUCCAUUUAUGUACAGCAGGUUUUCCAUUUUUGUGUCUGUUAUUAUUGGACAGAUUUGUAUAUAAACAGCAAAAAAAAAAAUUCUAAAUUGUAUACGAUUUUGAAGUUCAUCAAAUUUUAAUGAAAAUUCCACUUCAAGUAGUU